This is a messenger RNA of Spodoptera frugiperda (fall armyworm), 1552 nucleotides long. RefSeq names its product cardioactive peptide (gene CCAP). The transcript is spliced from 6 exons. Bases 197 to 571 code for a protein of 124 amino acids. NCBI's taxonomy places the organism in Eukaryota, Metazoa, Arthropoda, Insecta, Lepidoptera, Noctuidae. The record is from RefSeq and is a predicted model, not a curated record.
AGCGCUGUAUUUGAAUUGGGGCGGACGUCUCGAGUGACGUCGGGAGCAAACGAGCUACCGACUCCACGCAUGGCUGAGUUCCCGCCCGCCCCUGUAGUUCAGCUGUAUAUAAGCGUUGGACCACGGCGACCGCUGCAUUCAGGACUCCACUGGUCUUCAGGUCGUCCAUUUUGUGCAGCUGUCAAAUUUUCCCGCCAUGUCAGUGUCGCGUGUGUCGUUGUUCGUCGUGGUGGCGCUGCUAUACAUGGAGUGCUGCCAUACAGCCUCGAUCCCCAGGAACUACGAAGGUCGUUUGUCAGAAGAAAUGCUGAUGACGCCCAAGAAGAGACCCUUCUGCAAUGCUUUCACUGGCUGUGGUCGCAAGAGGUCCCAACAAGCUCCUGGCAUGCCUGGCCAAGAGCUAAUGAGGCAGAAACAGUACAUGGAUGAUGAGACUCUCGGCUCACUUUUAGACUCAGAAACAGCCAUUGAAGAGCUAUCCAGGCAGAUUUUAUCUGAAGCCAAGCUCUGGGAAGCAAUCCAAGAGGCCAGCGCCGAAAUCGCACGACGAAAACAAAAAGAAUCGUAUUAAAAAAUCGAUUACAACGAAAUAUCGAUACCGUAGCGUUUCAAAUCGAUUAGUAAUUUUAAAAUAAUCGUUAUACAUUUCCAGGUUGCUCGACUACGGUUUUGACGUUUGGAGUUCGGUGUUACUAGUUGAGAAUAUUUUUCUGUUUUUGGUAGUUUUUGUUGGUAGUUUUUAGAAUGUGUAAAUUGUUCAUGAAAUAAAUAUUUUUGUUCUAUUCAUUACGAGAUUUUAACGGCAGUGAAGAUACAUCUUGUUUAAUCGUAUUUUACUCACAUUUCGCUCAAUGGUUUAAAAAUAUUUAGAAUUUGCCAUGUUGAACAAAUAUGAACUUUAUGUAUAAACGUUUUAAAGUUCAAAAUCAUCGAAAUGACUACCGUAGUCGAGUUUUAAUACUUUCUAUAAAGUAUAAUAUACACAUAAACCAUGCAUUUAUUAAAGACUUCAAAAAAUAUAAAAAAUAAUAUUUUUUAAGUAAACAGUGACUCGUGUAGUGUAGAGAUUGUCCAGUCAACUGAUGGUAGCGAGGUUCACUGUCCAGUGACACACGUACGCUGGUAUCGUCAUGAGCUAAUGUCGACAUGUAAACAGUGACUCGUGUAGUGUAGAGAUUGUCCAGUCAACUGAUGGUAGCGAGGUUCACUGUCCAGUGACACACGUACGCUGGUAUCGUCAUGAGCUAAUGUCGACAUGUAAACAGUGACUCGUGUAGUGUAGAGAUUGUCCAGUCAACUGAUGGUAGCGAGGUUCUAAUCCAGUGCAGAACUUAUUCUAUUUUGAAGUCUUUAAUAUUUCUAUUUAAAAAUGUUUGAUGCUACAAAAUGUAUUAAAAUUUAAUUUUAAAUAUGUUUUUAGUUAAGUUUACAACUAGGAGGUGGCUUAGUAUUAGAUGAAUUAAAUAAUAAUUAACAAUAAUAAUUAAAUAAUUGUUAGUUUUUGAUUGUAAUAAACUAGAGAAGGGUAUUAAAAUAUCCGUGGUGAAAAUUA